CAAAAUAACGGGAGCUGAUAAUCGACAUUAUUCAUUUAUCUCGACAAAUAUGAAUUUUUGUAUAAAGUAUAUUCUAACGGCGAUGGUUGUGUCUGGUGUCGCAGUUGGUGCUAUUUCGCAUCCAAGACCUGUUCGCUCUGUCGCUAUGGAGAACCCCUGUUAUCUGGUUCUGGCAGAAGAUCCUAUAGAUACCUCCGAUUUCAUCAGCAGACUUACUGACAUACAGACAAGAUCCGAAGGUAUCGAGCUUGACGCCCAUCGCAUUAAGGCACAGCUCAAAGGUUCAGGAAAAGUGCGUUCAUUUACUGCAAAGGUUUUGGAUAGAUACAAUUUCAUGGAAACUGUAUCGCAAGAUAAAAUAUCAGCAGCUUUAAAUAGCCAGGUUGAGGCUUUACAAUCCCACUACGAAUUCCUUUUCGAGUACAUCGUCCAUAUCCAGGACAUUAAGAGCGCCGACAGUCUGAGCACGAACAUCGACGUCGCCAAUGCUGAACUGCUAAACGCUCUUGACAGUCUUGAGAACAAGCUUCAACGCACAGCCUGCAGCGUCGUACUUGCACUAAGAGCCAAAGGAAGUGAUAUGCCCGAAUACAAGCCGUCGCUGUUAGUCGGAUAUACAUCAUCACCCUUUUCUGCCAUUUACAACGCUUACAUUCUGGCAAACGACGGUGUCAAACUGGGUGCCUACCUCAAAGAAAUGUAUGGAGAUUUUUCAAAAGCAAACUAGGUUUAGUUUGGCAGAGGAAUUUCAAUGGUGGUGUUAAAAGAGGUUAUUUUACAUCAAUUUUUUUACAUUUAUUACAUGACAUUAUAUUUAUUUAUGAAUUUCAAUGAAACUCAAUCUUUAUUUAUAGUAUUAAAAUGAACGCUCAGUAUGCCGGUUGUAUUGCCAAGAUUGCACAUGUUUUAUCAUUUAUUUACUGAUUUAUUGAUUGCCAGUGUCUUUCAAUGCUCCAAACAUGCAUAUUCUACAUUUGUAUUUACUUUAUAUUGAAUGGUAUUUAUUUAUUUAUGCUCUAUUUUUGUAAAAUCUCAUCAAUAUGAUUUAUUAUUAAAGGUGAAUCAGUUUUGUCGAAGCUUACGAAAAAAUAAUUUGCCAGCAUUUUUUUUAUCAUAAUCAGUCUCAAACACUUGUUUUCAUUUUCGUUCGUUGUUUACACUAGGUUUAAUGUUGAUUGUGAACAUAUUUAUUUGCGUAUGAGUGUACUUAUUUGUGUACAUGUUGUUGUACAAACGACUUUUAAAUACCUGUGUUAUGUUAUACUAAUGUUGAUUGUGAACAUAUUUAUUUGCGUAUGAGUGUAUUUAUUUGUGUACAUGUUGUUGUACAAACGACUUUUAUACACUUGUGAUAUGUUAUACUAAUGUUGAUUGUGAACAUAAUUAUUUGCGUAUGAGUGUAUUUAUUUGUGUACAUGUUGUUGUACAAACGACUUUUAAACACUUGUGAUAUGUUAUACUAUCAAAUACUUAAUCCUUGUCAGGUUAAUGUUGUGUUAACGUUCUACAUUUUUUACAUUAAUUAUGUUUUAUUUCUUUUGCUCAAAUAACAUUUUUACUACUUUUAUUUAAUAUAUUUUACACAUUUAGGUGUGACCUUUAUCAAUAUAGCCCACAUUGAAUUUGAAUCAAACGAUGGCAUUGUCGUCAAUAUUCGACCAUCCAUACCUGUUCUAUGAACAAGACCAGAUUAUUGCCUUAACAUCUUCUUCCACAUGUUCAAGGACACUUCAGUUUGCAUGAUUGCAGAAAACA
Mya arenaria is the source of this 1755-nucleotide messenger RNA. RefSeq lists its product as uncharacterized. The transcript is spliced from 4 exons. The record is from RefSeq and is a predicted model, not a curated record. Bases 50 to 727 code for a protein of 225 amino acids. Lineage: Eukaryota; Metazoa; Mollusca; Bivalvia; Myida; Myidae.